UGUCACAUGCAGUCAGCUGACUGCGAGCUCAAUGAUAAACAGGAAGGCUACAGGAAAUACCGUUAUUACGUUCAUCCAGACGCAGCUGUGACCAUGAAGAAGAACAAAGCCAAGGCAAGCAGCAAUACUGAGAAGGAGUUUGUGUUCGAGUUCAGGGCAGGUAAACACAACUGUGUCCUUAAAGUGCCCCUGCAGCUUCCUGUGCAGGAGAACAUCAGUGACCUUCACGGACGCCUGAUGCUGCUGCACAAAAUACCCUGCUACUUAGAAAGUGAACUGAAAAACUCACUUUCCAGUUUCGUUGAGAAGGAGACGAUUCUGGAUUAUGACAGAGAGGCAGAGCUGGCCCUGCAAAGACUCACGACAGGAGACGUAGAUGUAAACAAGCUCACCAGUGCAUGGACCAGGUCUUACGUGGAGACGACGCUGGAACAUGCGCGGCCUGAAGAGCCCAGCUGGGAUGAAGACUUUGCCAAUGUGUACCAUGAACUGAUCCACUCCCCCGCCUCAGAUACGCUGCUCAACCUGGAGCACAACUACUUUGUUAGCAUCUCUGAGCUCAUCAGUGAGAGAGACAUGGAGAUUAAGAAGCUUCAGGAGAGGCAAGCGGCAGAAAUGGACAAAGUCAUGCAUGAGCUGGGAAACACACUGAGUGACCAGGAUGUGAACGCAGUAGCUUCUCAACACUUUGAUGCACAACAGGUACUCGAAAACAAGUGGGCAAGCGAGCUUAAACAAGUGACGGGCAUUCAGAAGCAUGAAUACCAAGACUGGGUGGUCAAACUGCACCAGGACCUGCAGAAAUCCAACAACAGCAGCAAAAUAAAACUUUGCAACUGUGGCAAAGGAGUGCACAGACUUCCACUUCCCCUGCCUAGAAGAGCAGCUGGAGGAGGUGCAGCAGGUGGUGCUGUACGCCAGAGCCCAGCGGAGCAGCAAGCACAAAGACCAGCCUGAGACUCAAAAGAACGGCGGUGAUGAUAAGAGCAAAAAUGUUGAAAGAAAUCCCUCGAAUAUCUUACCAGGUGAGUUCUAUAUCACGCGGCACUCCAACCUGUCGGAGGUCCACGCCGUCUUCCAUCUGUGUGUGGAUGACAACGUCCGAUCAGGGAACAUCACUGCCCGGGACCCAGCCAUCAUGGGCUUGAGAAACAUCCUCAAGGUGUGCUGCACUCACGACAUCACCACCGUUACCAUCCCUCUGCUGCUCGUCCACGACAUGUCCGAGGAGAUGACCAUACCGUGGUGUCUUAAAAGGGCGGAGCUCGUAUUCAAAUGUGUCAAAGGUUUUAUGAUGGAAAUGGCCUCGUGGGACGGCGGAGUAUCACGCACAGUCCAGUUUCUAGUGCCAAAGACCAUCUCAGAGGAAAUGUUCUACCAGUUGAGCAACAUGCUGCCGCAGAUCUUCCGCGUCUCCUCCACCCUUACUCUCACCUCCAAGCACUGAUUGGUUGCACCUCAGGUCAUUCAGGCAAAUGAAGACAAGUAAAGUCUUGGGUUUUUGUGUUGUUUUUAUUAAACUAGGAUGAAUAUAGAGACUUUGUGACAUAGAUAACUUCCAUUUGUUUAAAAACAAUUAAGUUAUGGUGGCAUUCAGUGCAAAAGAAUUGAUGAACUAUCCUAUUAUUGCACCUUCCAAAGCUACUCACUCUGACUGGAAGAGGACUGGAUUCACUGGCACGCUAAAACAGCUGCUGCAGUUAUCAUUUAGUCUCUGGGGUGUGGUUCUGGUGACAGCGUUUUAUUACAUUAGCUGCCAGCACUGCAGACACUUUCCUUUAAAGCUGCAGCUUUGUUCACGUUCAGCUGCUUGAAGUCGGUAAAAAUGAGACAACCAAAUGUGUAAAGUGGGCUGAACGGUAAAAAACUUGACUCUUCAUGUUGUCAUAUCUUUACUUUUUUCUUUUUACAGUAUGUUGAUUAUUGCAGGAAAAAAUCACCAAUCUGGGCUCAAACUUGAAUGCUAGUUUUGAUGUUGUCAUAUUUAAUUCUUAAAGAAUUUCUUGUGGUGACAGACGAUCUUACAGUUCAGCCAUCGAGUGAGAUUUAGCAGCAUGAUGUCGUGGUGCUCUGGCUUCAGUGACAUGGACUUGGCUCUUUUAGUCCUAGUGACAAAUUGCAUUGCUGCUCAUAUGAGCGGUGUGCUUGUGAUUUUGUACUGCAUUGCAGACAGUUGAGGCGACUGCCGCUAACUCUCUGUGGGAGUGUGAAUGUGUACGGUCCCCCUCCCCCCUCACCUGCGUAACAGUAGAUGGCACUGUUCCUAAAGACAAAAAUGUGAAAAAGAGUAACUGUACUUGAACGCUUUGCUUAUCGGAGGAAACGUUUUGCCUAUUGAAAUUCAUCUCAAUCUAUUCUAAGUGAGGGAAACGGCACUGAAAGUACAGCUCGGUUGCAUUUUAUGUUAAACACUUAGAUGUGCACUCUGUAUAUUUACUUUAUGUGUGUACAUUUUUUUAUGUUUUAAUAAAGUAACACUCUACACUGA
Haplochromis burtoni (Burton's mouthbrooder) is the source of this 2488-nucleotide messenger RNA. RefSeq names its product chromosome unknown C12orf4 homolog (gene ferry3). NCBI's taxonomy places the organism in Eukaryota, Metazoa, Chordata, Actinopteri, Cichliformes, Cichlidae. Gene Ontology annotation, cellular component: cytoplasm. The record is from RefSeq and is a predicted model, not a curated record. Gene Ontology annotation, biological process: regulation of mast cell degranulation.